CUGCUCUGUCCCUCAGGAUCUAACUACUUCAACUGUCUUCAACUACAAAGACUACAAUGACAACAAAAUUAGUCAUUGAACAGCCUGCUCCAGUUAUGGAGACAAAAGUCACUGACCACCAGUGGAGUACAGAAAUUUGUGACUGCUGUCAGGAUAUGCCUCAAUGUUGCUUUGCAUGUUGGUGUUGUCCAUGCUUCGCUUGUAAAACCACAAAAAAGUAUGGGCAAUGCCUUUGUCUUCCUCUAUUGGAAAUUUUUGGUGGUUGCAUUGCCCCGGUCACUCUAGCUAUGAGAGUCUCCAUGCGUCAUCGAUAUGGCAUUAACGACACCAUCUGCCGAGACUGUGUGUUGGCAACCUUUUGCACGUCAUGUUCCUGGUGCCAAAUGGCCACAGAAAUGAAAAGAAGAGCCAUCCCCAUCACACUUAUCAGUGCCCGACCUAAACUAGCCCUAUAACCACACCUGCACUCUCUCGUUUGCACUUGCAUUGUAGUCUUGAAUAGAUAUUUAUUUAUAUUUUUAUACUAUAUAUUGAUCCAUUGUGUGUGUGUGUGUGUGUGCAUGUUUUCAGAAGUUAAGUGAAAUUAAGUUCCACAGAGAAACAAGCUCCAGAGAAGUCUGCUCGACCAUUCACUGUUGGCUCCAUUGCUUCCCAUUAAGUCUUUGAAUAAUUCAUUUAUUUUUUUUAUCAUCUCAACAUUGUCUAAAUGAAUCAAUACUUCUCAUAUGUUGUUCUGGCUUCUUUAAAUCCUAUGUAGCAGUUGUAGUAUUUGUUCAUCUACUGUAUUUGUUGACAUUUUCAGAAAUCUAAAAUCCAGUCUUAUUUGUUGUCUAUUGUCUAUUCUAAUAAAAUGUUGUCUAUAAUGAUUAAA
Sardina pilchardus (European sardine) is the source of this 871-nucleotide messenger RNA. Its product is annotated as cornifelin homolog B-like. The transcript has 4 exons. NCBI's taxonomy places the organism in Eukaryota, Metazoa, Chordata, Actinopteri, Clupeiformes, Clupeidae. The record is from RefSeq and is a predicted model, not a curated record. Bases 57 to 455 code for a protein of 132 amino acids.